CCCUCUUUUUUGUGGUUAAAGAUGCUCUGUUGGAGAAAUCACCGACGCCAUGAAGAAAGUAUUCGGAGAACACAAGGCCAGCACCAGGAUGGUGAGUGGAGCGUACCGCAGCGAGUUUGGAGAACACGAGGAGAUCGCCGUGGCCCACAACAGAGUUACAGAGUUUAAAAACCACGAGGGCAGGAACCCUCGACUGCUCGUUGCAAAGAUGGGGCAGGACGGUCACGACCGGGGAGCAAAAGUCAUCGCCACGGGUUUUGCAGACCUGGGGUUCGACGUCGACAUCGGACCGCUGUUUCAGACUCCUCUUGAGGUUGCCCAGCAGGCCGUCGAUGCAGACGUCCACUGCGUCGGCGUCAGCACGCUGGCGGCAGGACACAAGACUCUGGUCCCCGAGCUCAUCAAGGAGCUGCGGAAACUCAACAGACCCGAUAUCCUGGUCAUCUGUGGAGGCGUCAUCCCACCACAGGUAACCUUUAGGACCAGCUGCUAAAAAAGGGUUGACCUUCUUUACUGUUUUAUUUUAAGGUGGCAAGUUUUGCAGCUAGUU
This is a messenger RNA of Oryzias melastigma (Indian medaka), 550 nucleotides long. RefSeq names its product methylmalonyl-CoA mutase, mitochondrial. Lineage: Eukaryota; Metazoa; Chordata; Actinopteri; Beloniformes; Adrianichthyidae. Bases 50 to 493 code for a protein of 147 amino acids. The transcript is spliced from 3 exons. Gene Ontology annotation, molecular function: methylmalonyl-CoA mutase activity; cobalamin binding; metal ion binding. The record is from RefSeq and is a predicted model, not a curated record. Gene Ontology annotation, cellular component: mitochondrion.